AUGUCGUCCGAUCUGAACAAGCAGGAGAAGAAGGCACUCAAGCACCAGGACAAGGCCUACAAGCAUGAGGACAAGGCCGCUCGCAAGCAGGAGAAGAAGAUGCGCAAGCAGAUGAAGAAGGACAACAAGCACCACCUCCACGGCAGCCACGGCCUUGUCGACCCCGCCCUGCCCGUCGGUACCGGCCUCGCUGCUCGUGAGGGCGUCCCCGUGGUCCACACCGCCGCAGUCCCCGUCGUGCCCGUGGCGCCCAUGCAGCACAUGUCGCUCGGUGACAAGGUGGUGCACGAGGCCGAGCGGGUGAUUCACCACGAGCCCCUGCGGGAGAAGGAGAUCAUCAACGAGCGCCCGGUCGAGGUCAAGCACGAGCACCACAUCCAGCCCGUGGUCCACGAGACCGAGCACCGCAUCCAGCCCAUCAUCAAGACCGAGGCCACCACCGAGACCAACUACAUCGUUAAGGACAAGAAUGUGAUGCUUCCGCCCAUCGUCGAGCCCACCCACAUGGUCGGCGCCACCGCCCCGUUCCCGACCACCGCUCGCUCGGCCGCCGUCGGUGCCAUGCCCCUCAGGGACGGCUACGGCCACGACCACCUCCACGGCCAUGACCACCUCCACGAGCACGGCCACGGCAGCGACAAGCACCUCCACAAGCACGCCAAGCACGUCGACAGGGACCUCUACAAGCGGGACAAGCACAUGCGCAAGCAGGAGAAGCACAUGCGCAAGCAGCACAUGCACCAUCAGAACAUGAUGGCCAUGGGCGGCCACCCCGGCUACCACUACGGUCACAACCACCACAACAUGAUGAUGAUGCCGAUGAUGGGCGGCCGCGGUCACUACAACCACUACCCGAUGAUGAUGCAGCGCGGCCUGGGCGGCUACGGCUACGGCCAGGGCUUCGACCAGAGCGACCGUCUCCUCGACGCCGAGCAGCGCCUCCACUGGGGAAUGGUCGCGCCCCUGGGACCCGGCGAGAAGGUGAUCCCGAUCGACGGCGCCGCCACCGGAGCCCUGAGCGGCCUCAAGGAGAAGCUCCACCUGGGAGGCCGCGCCCACAGCCACAACCACGAUGAGCUGUCCCGCAGCCAGCUGGUCGAGCCCGCGGCGCCGGGCAUGAGCGGCGUGGAGACUGGCUCGAUGCAGAACCGUGCGGGCUUCGGCCAGAAGAUCAAGGGCGCGAUGAAGGAGGUCCAGGGCGCCAUCACCCGCAACCCGGCCAAGAAGGAGGAGGGCAAGAUGAUCAUGCAGGGCGUCGACCCGGCCACCGCCGCCUCGGCCACCGGUGCCGCCACCAACGCGCCCACCACCUCCACCACCGCCAUCUAA
This is a messenger RNA of Acanthamoeba castellanii str. Neff, 1329 nucleotides long. RefSeq lists its product as uncharacterized. The transcript has 2 exons. Bases 1 to 1329 code for a protein of 442 amino acids. The record is from RefSeq and is a predicted model, not a curated record. NCBI's taxonomy places the organism in Eukaryota, Discosea, Longamoebia, Acanthamoebidae.